GGCUGUUGCUAUCUGAAACCUGCAGAAGGAAACUUCCGGUAAAAUGGCAAGUUAAUUUGGAGACUAUCACCUUGUUAUAACGCAUUAACAGGGCUAAAUAAAAUGGAAUCAAUCAAAUCUCUGUGGAAGAAUAUCGCAUCAGAUGUACACCGCCCUCCAGAGAAAGAUAGCAAGGUUGUGGUUGUGGACACCAUUAUGCAUGAGCUGGAGUACCAUAUCAAGGAACUAGAACGUGUUGCUUAUGAAAAGGAGGUGGAUGACAGGCGUCGACACACAGGUGUAGACUAUAGCUGGUUGAUAAGCACAGGUCCAAAAGGUUUUGAAAUUCCUCAGCUGCAAAGACUAGAAUUAGAAGAAAUUUGUUACAAAAUAAAACCUGAGGAGUGUGGGAGAAUAUUGUCCUUAUUUAGAGAUGCACUCUUCAAUGAUCCCUUACCGUCCCAUCUGCCACAAAUCAUGAGAUCUUGUAUAAUUCAGGUGAUAGAGCAAAGGCCUAGAGAAGAAACGCUCAGUGAGUGGGUCACAAAAAGGACCCUAAGUCUCACCAGAAUCCGUCCAAAUCCAAAAGUCUCCCCAUCACAACUUGGGGAGUCUGAAAUUGCAGGCCAUGAAGAAACUAGAAGAUGCCACAGCACACCUGCAUUACAGGCAGCAAGAGUUCAAGAGUUUAAACAAGGGAUUGAAAGUUUACCUGUUUGAAUUAUUUUUCAAUCUCUAUCUACUCUACAUCUGAUAGAUAUUAAGAGAUUUUGCAGUUCAAAUAAUGAUUAUUGUUGGUGCUAAAUUUAAUGUAAGUGUGUGUUUUUUGCCACCUAGUCAAUCUUACAAAUUUCUAAUUUUUAGUCAAUAUAAUUUACCUCAUAUCAGAUCAAAAUUGAAUUUGAGCUACAUGCAUAUCAGUCUUAUUCUAGUUUAUUGCAUGAAAUUUAAUUUUAAAUUAACGCAUAUUGUAUACAGGGUUAUUUUUUUCCCUGCCUUUCUACAUUUGCAAAUGGCUUCACCCUAUUUGAAAAACAAUGCCUAGAUAUAGUUAUGUUUUAGAGAAAAGAGAGAGAACAGUUUUGCUCAGUCUUGAGGUAUUCAAAGUAUAACAAAAGGAGAUUGACUGUGAUUUAAUUUAAAUAAUGGUGAAAGUGAAAUAGAUCAAAGUCGCAUCAUGUACUCACAUGACUAGUAAAUGAUUAAAAGCUUGUCUUUUUUGCACGGGAAACUAUAUGGAAGAGUUAUCUACCCUUUAUGAAAAUGACCCCCCAAAAAAAUAUCUUUGGUAUAUAUAUUUAUUUUUAUUUCAUAAUUUUACAGAGAAAGUUUCUGUAACUUUUUACCAAUAGAUUUGUAUGAAAAUACAAUUUCUUUUAAAAAUAUUUUAAUAAAGCAUGCUCUUUCUAUAGACUUCAAUGUAAAAUUGAAGGUGAAAUAAAUCAAGCGUAGUCAAAAUUUUGUAAAUCCCUUUGGUGGAUUAUUUUCAUUUGAAGAACCCUUCAAAAUGACACCAUGAUUACAAAAUUCACACCACCCACUUACUGAAUAUGAAGUAUGUUCAUUAUACAUCGAAUACCUUAAAUUUGUCCAUUGACAAAUAUACUGUGGUACUAUAAACCAAAUAUGUUGUCAUGAGUGAUGAUGUGUUUGUUAGAUUUUGAUGUGCAAUUGAAAGAGACCAGAUUUCAUGAAUGUCACUGACUGUCCUGGCAUAUGAGGAAAGUUCAAGUUUUCAACACAAGGACAAAAUAUUGCUAAAUUUUGUUCAAGCACACCAGGGUAAGAACAAAAUGUUGCUGGGGGGUUUUCCCCAACACACCAAGGUAAGAACAAAAUGUUACUGGCUUGUUUUUCAGCACACCAGGGUAAGAACAAAAUGUUGCUGGCUUGUUUUUCAGCACACCAGGGUAAGAACAAAAUGUUGCUGAAUUUUGUUCCAGCACACCAGGGUAAGUUUCCAACACAAGAAUAAAAUUUUGUUGGGUUUUUCAUAUGGCAAUUUAACAGAGAAGGUUACAAAAUAAAUGCUUAUGAUCAUAGUCAUAUGACUUAGCUUUACUGUGAGGCAUUAUUCAAUGGAAUAAUUUUGAAGUGCACAAGGCAUAUUUAUGAAAUGACUUGUUUCAAAUUUUUUGUCGGGGUUGUUGAAUCGAAAAGCUAUGUUGUGCUUAUUUUCUACAUUUUAUAUCCAAAUUGUUUAUGCCAUUUCAAAUACAUGUAACUUGUUGGAUGAGAAUUUUAACUUUUAAAAUGUUUGCGACAUGUUUAUUGUACAGUACAUAUUUAUGUUCAAAUCUUUUUCUACCAGGUUAAGGAACCAAAUUUUACAGGUUAACUUGUGUAUCUGUAUGAUGAAUGUGAUUAACAACAGAUUUCGCUGUACUAUUGAUGUUCACAGUGAUUUAUCAUGAGGAGGGUUGUCAAGUCCUUUUGUAUGCUUAGUACUUAUUCUCCCAGUCUUGAAAUCUGAAUGCUGUUUUUGUCAGCACAUUUAUUGAAUGACAAAAAUAAAACUUCAGGAAAUAUUAACUCAGUUUGGAUGAAGUAAAAAUUUGUAUUCCUUCAUGUCAAGUUCGUACCAUUUGCUUUAUAUUUUGAUGUUUUGAUAGCAUGGUAUUAAAAACCGCAGGUCAUUUUACGCUGUUAUAAUAGUGUUGUCUACAAAUUAAACAUAUUUUGUCCAUCAACCAUGAAUGAAAUUGGUAUACCAUGCAUUGUAUAUUGUUGGUAUUCUGUAUUGAUACACAACAUGUAUUUUUGCCAUGGCUUAAUUUCAUAUUGACUGAAUGGGUUUAUAUGUGUUAAGAAAUGCCCAAAAUAUAUAUGAAAAUGUUAAUUUUCAUUGGGGAGAAUGUAAUAAAAAUGCACUCUCUUCUGCAACAAACACACACUAAGGGAGAGGGAGAAAAUGGCUCAAUUAUACAUGUAUAUGUGUUUAAUACAUUCAGUUUGUUGUUCUGUGGACACAGUCACCACUCAAUUAUUAUAUGCCUGUCUUUAGAUGGGUCAUAUAGUACGCUGAUGUCUGUACGUCCAUCAUUCUAUCCGUCCAUUCGGAGUUUUCUUUAUCUAUUUUUCAUUUUAUGUCGCAUGGGAAAAUGAAGAUAACGAACUGCGAUUAUUCUCAAGCUGAAACUUGCACAUCUAGUUUCUUUAACUUCUCUUGUAGGAGAUUUGCCACUUUAUUUGAAAUUUAAUGUUGAAUUUAAGGUCACAUGGUUAAAGGUCAAAGGUCAAUCCACUCUAGACAUAGGAAAAUACUGUCCGCUCAAUAUCUCAAGGACCCUUUCCUUCACAAACUAUUAACUUGGUACGCUGGUACAGCGUAAGGAGUAGAUAACCCUGAUUGAUUUUGCAUGGUCAAACUGGACAAGGUAAUUAUAUUAUCUCCUCAAUAUUUUGAGAAGCAUUUGCUUGAUCAACACCAAACUUGGUAUACAGGUACAUUCCAAGAUCGAGUAGGUGACCCUUAUUGAUUCUGAGGUUACAUGGUCAAGGGUCAAUCCACUCUGGACAUGGGAAGAUAUUUUCUUUUAAAUUUUUCACCUCAAGGGGAGUUUGUAUCUGAAACAUUUCUUGUUUAUAGUGUUUGUAUGGGUAUGUGGCAAGGAUUGUGAUUCCCAACAAUUUUCUUUAAUGUUUAAUAAAAUUACGGGUCCUUGAACUUAGUCAAUUUUAGAAAAUAUAUUUUGCACACAGAGCUCUUGAAUUGUUUAUUUACCUCCUGUCGUGGUUUUAAGACCUUUUUAUUCAUGUGAUGAAAAGGAAAGUAUAUCACAGCCUGAUCUCGGCUGAUACUACCUUAAGUAAAGGAUUUACACAACUCGUAAGAAAAACACCCUACAUAAGCUUGUGGUGGGUGUAUUAAAUACUGUUUCUGGUACUCUAGUUUCUGCGUAUGAUAUGAAUGAUUUCAUUAUUAUUCCAUGUAGUAGGUAGUCCUUUCACACUCAGUGAUACAUUCCAGAAUAGAUUUUUUAAACUGAUUUAUCAAAAUCUUGCAUAUCAUGUUGCAUUGUUUGUCUUUUUAAAAUACAAAUUGAUAGAUAAACUGCAAACUGAUUUUUUUAGAGGUAAAUGAGGAGUUACUGAUAACCAAAGUUUCUUAGCAUAUCCCGCUGUUAAGUUGUAUGCUUAGAAUUUCAUUGAGAAUAUGUAUAAUACUACCAAUGUGUGUUUUGUACUUCCCUUCCAACCUCAACAGUGUUCAGAAUUACAUCUUUACUGUGGCUUUCCCAAUCUAGAUACAUAUGUACUUUAAUGAGUUUUAAUUUUGUUGUUGAUUCCAAUGUUUCUGUUGUUCAUUCUUGUCAGAAUAAAUUGUUAUUGUAAAAAAAAAA
This is a messenger RNA of Ostrea edulis (European flat oyster), 4322 nucleotides long. RefSeq names its product protein RD3-like. The record is from RefSeq and is a predicted model, not a curated record. Lineage: Eukaryota; Metazoa; Mollusca; Bivalvia; Ostreida; Ostreidae. The transcript has 2 exons. The coding region runs from base 103 to 699 and encodes 198 amino acids.